AUGAAUUGUGAUUUAAUGACACACAACAGAAUUUAUCUUCCUCAAUCACUCAAAUUCGCUGGUGAAAGUCAAUUACAAUCGAUUUUGAAUGAGUAUAAAUUGAUGAAUGUUACCAUGAUUGAAUUGUGGCCAACUCUUGGAGCAUUUGGUUUUUAUACAUGGGUUUACGCUAGAAUAUUUUAUAACGAGACUCAUUGGAUCUGGUUGAAUUCUUCAUCGAUCAAAUUUCCAUCGUCAGUUAAUUCUCCAUUAACUGAAUCUGAAUAUCCCGAACCUUAUUUACCUCGAUUACUUAUAACGUCAAAUCCAGAUCAUCAUUUUGAAAUAUAUACUGACCUUUUAUUAUUACCAUCAUUAUACAUGAAACCCGUAUUCGGUGAUUGUCUGUGGACAUCAACUAAUUAUACAAACUCUUUGAAUCAAACGCAAACAACAACAAUCUGUUCAGGAUGGUUACCAGUCGAAAAAAUCAAUGAAAUCGAACAGGAACUACAUCACAAUAUUUGUGUUCUCUUACCACAACCGUUUCAGAUCAAUGGAAAACCAUACACGUUGUUUGUCAACAUUACACAAAACAAUAGUUUCCAUUGGCCGUCGGAUAUAUUUUGGUAUACUGUUCCAUCUCCAUCACCAAAUGACAUAAUCACGACAAAGCCAGUUUCUGAUGCUUGGUUCAAUGAUCUUCAAUGGCCAAACACAUUUGUCAAUCAAUGGAGAUCAGAUAUGUAUCAAUUGAGUGGUGUCCAAUCACUCACGUAUGAAAAUACAACGCAAAUUUAUUUGACUCGUAAAUCUUCUAUACAAACCGAUAAUCAAUUGAUGGACUUAAUCGAUUAUCUCAUUGAACGUUACAACAAAUUGAAUAUUCGGACGGAAAAACAGAUAUUUUACUGGCGAAAUAUAAUGCAAGCAAAUCUUAUUGCUUAUAUACCUGCUGGCGGAUCCUACAAAUGUCAGGAACCUGUAAUAUUUAUCGAUCAUAUUGACACUGCAUUCGAAGAAGAUACAUUCGUCAAUACCGGAAAACGGCAAUCAACGCAAGGUGCCGAUGACAAUGUUAGUGGUUUGGUUGCUUUACUUCAAUCAGCUUCGAUACUGAAAAAAACUCAAGAAAAGGCGUGUCGUGAUAUAUGGUUAGUUCAUUUGACUGGUGAAGAAUACCCUGCGGCUAGUUUGGGUGUCUCACAUUUCCUACAGCAGCUAUUCAUAAAAAAACAGCCAAUACACACUGCUGUCAUUGUUGAUAUGAUCGGUCAUCGUGUCAAUCGAAGUGAUCCUAUUGUUCAAGUCAAUGCAGGAGAUUCAACCAAAUCAUUGCUCAUGGCUGAAUUAGCUCUCAAUUAUGUUUAUCCACGAAUCAAAAAUGAUUUAAUCUUACAGAAUUUACAGCCCGUUCUACGUCGAUGGAGUGAUCCAUUUGCAUAUUUGUACAAUACUGACGGAAUUAGAUUUGUUGAAUAUGGUUUUACUUGUCUGCUAUUCAAUGAACACAUAAAUUAUCAUGAAAAUUUCGAACGUGUUGGAUAUCAUGACACAUUAGACACUGUGGAUUUAAUUGAUUUUGAAUAUGGACAAACAGUCUCACAAUAUGCAAUUGCUACAGUAGCAAUGUUAGCUCAUACAGAUUGCCACUCAGACUCACGUUGA
This is a messenger RNA of Rotaria sp. Silwood1, 1647 nucleotides long. The record is from the annotation of a GenBank genome assembly. Lineage: Eukaryota; Metazoa; Rotifera; Eurotatoria; Philodinida; Philodinidae.